This is a messenger RNA of Telopea speciosissima, 1554 nucleotides long. Its product is annotated as mannose-1-phosphate guanyltransferase alpha. The record is from RefSeq and is a predicted model, not a curated record. The transcript is spliced from 15 exons. The coding region runs from base 306 to 1553 and encodes 415 amino acids. Gene Ontology annotation, cellular component: cytoplasm. Lineage: Eukaryota; Viridiplantae; Streptophyta; Magnoliopsida; Proteales; Proteaceae. Gene Ontology annotation, biological process: biosynthetic process.
AGAGCAACAAGUAGUACAACUUGGCUGGCAUUGAAACUACGUUGGAUGUUAGUAUAAUUUUAAGCGUUCGUACUGAAAACGAUGCAAGAACUAAAAUAAAGGAUCUUCCGUUUUUAAAUUCUUUAUGCGCUUCCUUCUCCAAUCUCCACCAUGGGUAUGGAUCUCUUCUAAUCUAUGCAUGCCGUUUGGUAGUUCUGAGAUAGAAUUUUGAAUUGAGAACUUCCUUUCGUCCUCAGUCUGAAUUCUCCAGAUCCGAGUUGUAAUCUAGAAGGGGUUUUAAGGUCUGGAGUUUUAGAGAUCCUUAGAUGGGGAGCUCAGAGGAGAGGGUGGUGGCUGUGAUUAUGGUGGGCGGGCCGACUAAAGGUACUCGCUUUAGACCUUUGUCUUUGAAUAUUCCAAAGCCUCUCUUCCCUUUGGCAGGACAGCCAAUGGUACACCAUCCGAUUUCGGCCUGCAAAAAGAUCCCGAACUUGGCGCAAAUAUAUCUCAUUGGCUUCUACGAAGAGCGGGAAUUUGCCUUGUAUGUCUCCUCAAUCUCUAACGAGCUCAAAGUCCCAGUCAGAUACUUGAAAGAAGAUAAACCACAUGGUUCUGCUGGUGGGCUUUACAACUUCAGAGAUCUGAUUAUGGAAGACAACCCGUCACAUAUCUUCUUGUUAAAUUGUGAUGUUUGCUGCAGCUUUCCUCUGCCAGAGAUGCUUGAGGCCCAUAGAAGAUAUGGUGGUAUGGGGACAAUUUUAGUAAUCAAGGUUUCUGCUGAAUCUGCCAACCAGUUUGGCGAGUUGGUAGCUGAUCCUGUCACCAAUGAACUGCUGCAUUACACGGAGAAACCUGAGACUUUUGUGAGUGAUCUAAUAAACUGUGGCGUAUACAUAUUUACACCAGAUAUUUUCACUACCAUUCAGGAUGUUUCCAUACAACGAAAAGACAGAGCUAAUCUACGACGUGUGUCCAGCUUUGAAGCCCUCCAGUCAGCAACAAAGACCCUUCCUUCAGAUUUUGUGAGACUGGAUCAGGAUAUUUUGUCCCCUCUUGCUGGCAAGAAGCAGCUAUAUACAUACGAGACCCUGGAUUUUUGGGAGCAGAUUAAGACUCCUGGAAUGUCUUUGAAAUGUUCUGCUUUAUAUCUUGCCCUAUUUCGAUUCACCUCUCCUCAUCUUCUGGCAAGUGGGAAUGGCACCAAGAGUGCUACCAUCAUGGGUGAUGUUUAUAUUCACCCAUCAGCAAAAGUACAUCCAACUGCAAAGAUUGGCCCAAAUGUCUCCAUUUCUGCAAAUGCUCGAAUUGGUGCUGGGGCAAGGCUCAUCAGUUGCAUCAUCCUUGAUGAUGUUGAGAUAAAGGAGAAUGCAGUCGUCAUCCAUUCAAUUGUAGGGUGGAAAUCAUGUAUUGGUAAAUGGUCCCGUGUGCAGGCUGAAGGAGACUAUAAUGCUAAACUUGGAAUUACCAUCCUAGGUGAAGCUGUGACUGUUGAAGAUGAAGUAGUAGUAAUCAACAGCAUUGUCCUCCCACAUAAGACACUCAAUGUCAGUGUGCAGGAGGAGAUCAUUCUAUAAU